AUGGCCUUAGCAGUCAGAGCUUCGCAGCCGCUGGGGCUCCGCCCUGCGGAGCAGCUGGAAUGUGCUGCUCCCGCAGAGACCCUCUGCUUGAGGGAGAAUGCCGAGGAGGAGGCCAAGGAGAAUUGGCAAUAUCAGAAUCUGCUGUCGGUGGCCUCCUCUCAGCUCCAGCGCUUGGAGCAGCAUGGUGCCCUCAGAAAAAGCCCAGGCUACGACUUGUCGGAUCCCUGGCUGGUCGCGGGAUCAGAAGCCGAUGGGGCGAAGUCGGGCAAGUCCCGUGAAUUCGCGCGCCUAUCAGUUCCUGGCAUGCCAUGCCAGCUGGUGGGGGAGGUGGCACGGAUUGUGGCAUAUUUGGGCCCUGCUGGCGCCACCAGCAGCAAGCCCUCGCCUGCCCAAGCUUGUGACGUCCGGCUACCUGAAGGCACCGUGGCCACGUACCCGCGGAGCCGGUUGCUGCCUCUCCCCACCAGGCCAGCAUUGCAGGGUGACUGGGCUUUGGCUGUGGAUUUGCGAGGGGCUCUGGAGCACUUCAACGGCUUCAGAUGCGUUUGUGGAAUUGGUGCUCGCACCGCCAGCAAGGAGCAGGGCUUCUGGGUCAUGUUUGAACCCAAGGAGGCUGGAGCGCGACCACACUUGGAGCUGCUGCCUAAGGCUAACUUGGUUGCACUUGCGGGCCCCUCACCUGGCUCCUGCCAAACUCCAUGGGAAGCGCGCUUAGCUAGUAUCGCUCCGCAGGCCUUCGCACAGCUGGCACAGGAAGACCUCGAGGACGAGGCCGCCGCGGAAGCUCAGCGAGCUUCGCGCCUUCAAGCGCUGUGUGACGGCGAUGAGGAAGACGAUGAUCAGAGCAUGGACCUGGAGGAUAGCGAUCAAGAGGACGAAGAUGAGGAAAAGCUGGAAGUGGCUGCUGGCCGCGUGGUUCGACUGGCAGCCAGCGGAUGCCUUGGGGUGGUCGAGAAGAUGGACAAUACUUGGGCGGCAGUGAAACUCUGCCAGGGGCCUGGCAGCAAAGUAGAGAAAUGCGCCGUGGCAACAUUGAAGGCUCUUUCGGAAGACCAGGCGAUACAAGAGGCUGUCUGCAGCGUCUGCGGGGUGGCUCCGCCAGAGGCAAAGCUGUUGAUCUGCGAGAACUUCGCAAAGUCGUGCUCCUCAACAACGCAUAUCCAUUGCCUCAGCCCUCCUCUCAAAAAGGUGCCUGAAGGGGACUGGUAUUGCUCCAGCUGCAGCUCCUUUAAGGCAACUGCAAAGGGCCCGAGCAAGAGCUCUGUGUCAGAGCCGGCGCCCAAAGCCAAGGGCAAGGCAAAGGCAGCCCCCAGUGCAAAGGUCACAGCCAAGGCCAAGGCCAAGGCCAAAGUCCUUUCGAAAGCCAAAAGUGGCAAGUCAAAGCAUGGGUAG
Molecule: messenger RNA, 1392 nt
Organism: Symbiodinium pilosum
Lineage: Eukaryota; Dinophyceae; Suessiales; Symbiodiniaceae
Source: the annotation of a GenBank genome assembly